This is a messenger RNA of Tupaia belangeri chinensis (Chinese tree shrew), 1479 nucleotides long. RefSeq names its product SAM and SH3 domain containing 3 (gene SASH3). Gene Ontology annotation, cellular component: cytoplasm; nucleus. The transcript has 10 exons. The record is from RefSeq and is a predicted model, not a curated record. Lineage: Eukaryota; Metazoa; Chordata; Mammalia; Scandentia; Tupaiidae. Gene Ontology annotation, molecular function: protein binding. Bases 184 to 1479 code for a protein of 431 amino acids. Gene Ontology annotation, biological process: positive regulation of adaptive immune response; positive regulation of immunoglobulin production; positive regulation of B cell proliferation.
UGUAUGCUGCUGCCGCCGGGUGUCCAUGGCCCGCACCCCCAAGCUGCCACUGCAGCAGUCAGAGUGCAGCCGGAGGCUCGGUCCAUGCCGUGCCCCCGGACGGUUCUGGCAAGGCUGACCAAGAGGCCUCUGCAUCUUUACACCUAAGAGAGCGGGGUCGGAGUCUCCCCAAGGUAGAGGACCAUGUUGCGCCGUAAGCCCUCCAACGCCAGCGAAAAGGAGCCCACUCAGAAGAAAAAGCCCACCCUGCAGCGCUCCAGCAGUUUCAAGGAUUUUGCCAAAUCCAAACCCAGCUCCCCUGUGGUGAGCGAGAAGGAAUUUAAUCUGGAUGAGAACAUUCCAGAAGAUGACUCAGGUGUCCCCAUCCCCGAGGAAGCUGGCAAGAGUGGCAAAAAGCUGGGGAAGAAGUGGAGGGCAGUGAUUUCUCGAACCAUGAACAGGAAGAUGGGCAAGUUGAUGGUGAAGGCCCUGUCGGAGGAGAUGGGAGACGCCCUGGAGGAAGGCUCAGCCUCCCCGACCUCUCCAGACUACAGCCUGGACAGCCCUGGCCCUGAGAAGAUGGCACUGGCCUUUUCUGAGCAGGAGGAGCGUGAACUCCCAGCUCUCAGCCGCCAGGCCUCAACGGGCAGUGAGCUCUGCAGCCCCAGCCCAGGCUCUGGCAGCUUCGGGGAGGAACUACCUGCCCCUCAGUACACAGGGCCCUUCUGCGGCCGGGCACGAGUCCACACCGACUUCACUCCCAGCCCCUAUGACCAUGACUCGCUGAAACUGCAGAAAGGAGACGUGAUCCAGAUCAUUGAAAAGCCACCCGUGGGCACGUGGCUGGGUCUGCUCAAUGGCAAGCUGGGCUCCUUCAAAUUCAUCUACGUGGACGUGCUGCCCGAGGAGCGGGGGGGGCCUGCCCCCCCCACCCGCCGGCAGAGCAAAGGCAAGAGGCCCAAACCUAAGACUCUGCAUGAGCUGCUGGAGCGCAUCGGCCUGGAGGAGCACACGUCCACCCUGUUGCUCAACGGCUACCAGACACUGUGGGGGGCGCCCGCUGGCAUUCCAGGAGGGGAGGCCUGCCCUGCUGGCAGUGAGGAGGCAGAAGAGGGCUCCGAGGGCAGCCAGGAACCGGUGGUGCACACGGUGUCGGAACCCAAGGUGGACAUCCCACGUGACUCCGGCUGCUUCGAGGGCUCGGAGAGCGGGCGCUUGGCUGGAGUGGAUGAGGGGCCACCUAAAGGCACAUCCUACCUGCCCAGCCCUCUCACUGCACGAGCGACUGACACGCUGCCCCUCCUGGCACCGCCUAUUCCCCUGCCACAGCCACAGCAAGUGGGGCACCAACGGACCCCAGCCAUCCCCUUGCCACCAAAGUCCCCAAACCCCCUCAUCCCUAUGCCACCUGGCCCCUGCCACGCUGCUCCUGAAAAGGAGGCCAAGCCACUGUUUCAGCUACGCCAUCUUGAGGCCCUGCUCAUCCUCCCUGCCCUAUGA